Messenger RNA from Chelmon rostratus (copperband butterflyfish), 2841 nucleotides. RefSeq names its product angiopoietin 2a (gene angpt2a). Gene Ontology annotation, biological process: Tie signaling pathway. The transcript is spliced from 9 exons. The record is from RefSeq and is a predicted model, not a curated record. Bases 232 to 1716 code for a protein of 494 amino acids. Gene Ontology annotation, molecular function: receptor tyrosine kinase binding. NCBI's taxonomy places the organism in Eukaryota, Metazoa, Chordata, Actinopteri, Chaetodontiformes, Chaetodontidae.
AAGGCGAGCAACAUGCAGUCUGGCACCGGUAACCUAAGGGAAUGACACACUACCUCUAAUUCCUGAUGGCUUUUUCUCCUCCUCCCACUGAGAGGUAAUAAAAGGAAUCUGCAGAACCUCAAGAGGAUUGUUUACACUUGGAUGCUGUUGGGGAAAGACAUCCAGUCAUUGAGAGAAGACUAGGGAGAGUUAGAAUUGUACUAACUUUGUUUUUAGCUACAGAACUCCACGAUGAAAAUGCUGAAUGUGGACUUGCUAGUUUUAAGUUUCUGCCUUGGUCUGGGGACAGGAUACGCUGCUGUGGGUAAGAGACAGUAUCAGAUCCAAAAUGGGCCAUGUAGCUACACCUUUCUGUUGCCAGAGCAGGAAAACUGCCAAACCCAGAGCAGCAACUACAACUAUCCAGUUCAAAAGGAUGGACCUGUGGACGACGAGUCCGCUCAAAGGCUGGAACAACUGGAGAUCACCAUGGAGAACAACACACAGUGGCUGCUUAAGCUAGAGAACUACAUACAGGACAGCAUGAAGCAGGACAUGGUCCAGAUCCAACAGACCGCUGUACACAACCACACAGCUACAAUGAUUGAAAUUGGAACAAACCUGUUGAGUCAAACUGCAGAGCAAACAAGGAAACUGACCAAUGUGGAGGCACAGGUAAUUCAUCACACAACUCGACUGGAGCGUAAACUUCUUGAAAAUUCCUUGUCAACCAACAAGUUGGAAAAACAACUGAUUGUCCAAACAAAUGAAAUCAACAAGCUGAAUGACAAAAACAGCUUUCUGGAGAAAAAGGUGGGGGAGAUGGAGGUGCAAAGGCAAAUGGAGCUGAAGAUGCUUCGAGAUGAAAAGGAGCAGCUUCAAUCUCUAAUACUGAGGCAGACGGUCAUCAUAGGCGAGUUGGAGCAGCAGCUGCUCAAAGUCUCCUCCAACAACACUGUACUGCAGCAUCAGCAGCAGGAGCUACUGGACACCGUGAACAAUCUCAUUCACACCAUUGCUGUCGGCUCAGCUCGAGAGAGCAAAACUGUCAUGAUGCAGGACACCCCUACCACCUUCCUGGACUGUGCUGUGGUCUUCAAGUCAGGAAACACCCAAAGUGGAGUCUAUACUCUCACAUUACCCAACACUACAGUAGAGGUGAAGGCUUUCUGUGACAUGGAGACAGAAGGAGGUGGCUGGACAGUACUACAAAAACGCUUUGACGGCCGUGUUGACUUUCACCGUACGUGGCAGGAGUACAAAAAGGGGUUUGGAGAACCUUCAGGUGAAUUCUGGUUAGGAAAUGAAUUUGUCUCCAGACUGACAAUUCAACAGUCCUACAGACUAAGGAUCCAGCUGAGUGACUGGGAAGGAAACUCUGGAUUCUCACAAUACGACCAGUUUUCUCUUGACAGCGAAGCACAAAAUUACAGGAUACACCUUAAAGGCUACAGUGGAACAGCAGGCAAAAUAAGCAGCAUUGGGCAGCCAGGAAGUGAUUUCAGUACAAAGGAUGCAGACAACGACAAAUGUGUUUGCAAAUGUUCACAACUGACAACAGGGGGUUGGUGGUUUGACGCCUGUGGUCCGUCCAAUUUGAAUGGGAUGUAUUAUCAACAAGGCCAAAACUCAAAUCGUUUCAAUGGAAUCAAAUGGUACUACUGGAAAGGCUCGGGCUACUCACUGAAGUCCACCACAAUGAUGAUCAGACCAGCAGACUUCUCAGGUUCCCUUUGACUGUCACUUUCAGAUUAAACAGAGUGGGAAGAAAAUUCUGCCUGACAAACAGCAACAAACAACAAAACCAAAAAUAAAAAUUCUCAAGGGAGCCAAAGCACUUCAUGAAAAUAUUUUUACAUACCUUUGGAAAGACAUAUUUUUUGCAUGUUUAUAUGUUUAAUAAUUUGAAUCAAAUGGGUUGUUGCAAAAAAAAUAUGAAAUUUAUACUGAAAAUAUGACUGUGGUGUGUAUAGAUAACUGUAGGUAUAGUAAUUACAUUGAGUAAUAACAGCUAGCUAACCAGACAGGAGAGGCCAGAGUACAAUGUGACAUUAAUUAAUUUAAUUUCUUGAAUGGGUUUUUAUGUAGUUUAAGCACCCUUUCAACUCUGUUUCGAAUAAUAGCUGCUUGUGUCAUUGUAAAACAGACUAUGGUACAACAUGCAGAUAAACAACUGUUCCAAAGCGACUGCUAUGAGUUCUUUGAAAAGUUUCUGUUGACUGCCUAAAAUGUAACUACAAAUGUAAAAAUGCCACAGAAAACGUUUGUCUGAAGAUAACACUGUUUUUCUCCAGAGAAUGUAUGUACAUGUGUUGUUUAAUUUAUAUGUAGAUUUUAAGGUUGAUAUUUAACAUUAUUGUAUAUGAUGAGAUAUGAUGAGAUUUGUCACAAAUGUUCAGUGCUAGCUUCUAGCUAGUUAACAAUUUCAUUGCACAUAAACUAAGAGGAAAUCUUUUAAUAUAAUUCUGCAGUACCUUCCCACAUGCUCAUGCAGGAUGGUGAGCUUUUUGCAGUCCACUGGGAACGUAUUUUUUUAACUUAUGUAAUGUUUCUUUGAAAAUUAUGAGAAGCAGAAUAUGAGAAAGCUGUAUGAGUGAGGAAGCUGAAUUUCUCACAAGUAAACACUGGCUUUAGAUCUUUAGCUCUUAAGACCUGGCUUUAGAGUGUUUCACUGUAAUGCUCUACCAGCUGUUAUAUACCUGAAGUUGAAUAUUAAACACAACCACAAGGCAGAGAACUUGAGACAUGAGCCUUAAGUCUUAAGUCCUUUUCCACAAUAGUCCUGUUCUACUGUGACAAUGAACUGCCUGGUGAAUGCACAAUUGACAUUUAUCAUUUCUAGUACAAAAUAAAAAUUCUACA